Molecule: messenger RNA, 1894 nt
Organism: Oreochromis niloticus (Nile tilapia)
Lineage: Eukaryota; Metazoa; Chordata; Actinopteri; Cichliformes; Cichlidae
Product: sodium/potassium/calcium exchanger 1
Exons: 5
Coding region: 1059-1643 (194 amino acids)
Biological process (GO): long-term synaptic potentiation; calcium ion transmembrane transport; long-term synaptic depression
Cellular component (GO): plasma membrane
Molecular function (GO): calcium, potassium:sodium antiporter activity; calcium channel activity
Source: RefSeq, a predicted model, not a curated record
CAGACAUAGCUUUUUAUCAUCUACAGAUCCGGUCAGUCUUUUGGCGACUUGUUUUGCACAAAAGACGGGCCGAUAAGCAACGCCCACUUUAAAGCCCUGACCAGUAAAGAUUUGGUGGACCCGUUUCAAGGUUUGGAAGCUUACACUCCACAGUCUGGAAGUGGGAAGUUGGGACUUUUUUUUGACUGAUUUUUCAAAGAGAAAAAUGAAUUGUACAAGAGAGAAACAACUGCGGCUGAUAAAGCUUCAUUUUUUUCUCUUUGGGACUCUCCUCUGUUCCCUCUGUCAGCUGGCUGUCAGUGCCAGACCGGGUUUGCCUCAGAACGGAGAGAAUUUCAGGGUGAAAUUAACAAAGAUACUUGAGGUGGAAUCUCUCACUCCAAAGCAUGAUUAUGAUCCCCAAGAUCAGAUGCAUGUGGUCGAUGAUGUGGAAACAACCUCAGAUUCCAACAUACCCACCACUACUGAGUCUCUAUUACUGCCAGUCACAAAAGGGUUUAUCUCUGCAGCCUCUAAGCUUCCAAAAGAAAGAUCUACAGCAGCUCCAGCUCCUCCUGCACCGACCAUCCAUCAUGCUCAUUAUCCUCUAGAUAUCUUUUCCACUGAGGACCGCAGACAAGGCUGGGUGAUCCUUCACCUCAUUGGGAUCAUUUAAAUGUUUGUGCUGCUGGCAAUCUUGUGUGAGGAAUUCUUUGUUCCUGCUCUCAGGGUAAUCAGGGACAAGUUAGCCAUCUCCUAUGAUGUGGUAGGAGCCACCUUCAUGGCUGCUGGAAUAUCCACCCCAAAGCUUUUGGGUUUCUUAAUAGGAGUCUUCAUCACCCACGACAAUGUGGAUUUUGGCACAGUUGCGGGCUCAGCAGUUUUCAAUGUUUCCUUUGUGAUUGGAUUGUGUGCUUUGUUUUCUCGGCAAGUUCUCCACCUGUCCUGGUGGCCUCUAUUAAGAAAUGUGUCAUUCUACAUAUUUGACCUCAUCGUACUGAUCAUCUUCUUCCUGGACAAUGUCAUAAUGUGGUGGGAGAACAUGAUGCUGGUGGCUUGUUACACUCUCUGUCAUUUUCAUGAGGUUUAACGCGCAAAUAGAGCACAAACUCAAAACCAAACUCCACAAACACAAGAGCAUUUUCAAAGCUAUUGCUGCAGAGGAACCUGACAAGAAAUCCAGAAAAUUCUUUGUGAUUGCUUUCCUGGGCUCUGUUGUGUGGUUUUGUAUCAUCUCCUACUUUACUGUAUGGUGGGGACAUCAGGUGGCUGAGACCAUCAGCAUCUCAAAUGAGAUUAUGGGCCUCACUAUCUUGGCUCCAGGGGCCUGCAUUCCUUAUGUUAUUGUGGCUCGCAAAGGCCUGGGGGACAUGGCUGUGUCCAGCUCUGUGGGCAGUAACAUCUUUGAUGUCACUGUGAGUCUACCACUCCCAUGGCUCCUGCGUUCUUUAAUCCACGGUUUGGCUCCAGCGGCUGUCAGCAGCAUUGGGCUCUUCUGCGCUGCUAUGCUGCUCUUCUUCAUACUUAUCUUUUUCAUCAUUUCCAUAGUUUGCUGUAAGUGGAAGAUGAAUAAAGUGCUUGGUUUUACCAUGAUCAUGCUUUACUUUACCUUUGUGGUUCUCAGUGUGAUGCUUCACUAUCAGAUCAUUGUCUGCCCAGUUUAAAAUUUUUAUACCUCUAUUACAUGCUAACAGAAAAAGGCUUAUGCCUUUUUAUAUGUACACUAUAUGAUUUGUAAACCAAAGUAUAGCCUUUAACAUUGUGAACCUUACACAGUCAUAUAAAUACCUGUUUCUGUAUUAUUUCUACUUCUGCUUCUACAUAUAGACCGCGACUUUGUUUCCUUUGUGUGUGUGUGAUUUUAAUAUUGCUUAAUUAAUUCAAAGAAGAAACACAUUAAAGACAUUUAUUCUGA